AUGCGUCUUCCACCAGGUCCAACACCUCUCCCCUUCCUCGGAAACAAAUACACCAUACCCAAGUCUUCUCCGUGGAUCCAAUUCGAAAAAUGGUCUCACACCUACGGUCCAAUCUUCACACUUUGGAUUGGGCGUCGACCAACCAUCAUCAUAUCAGACCCAAAGAUUGCCAUGGAGCUGUUGGAAAAACGAAGUAAGAACUUCAGCUCUCGACCUCGUUUUGUAGUCAUGGGUGAGCUCUACUGGGACAAUGCCGGGAUACUAGUCCAACCAUAUGGCAAGGAGUGGCAAAUACGACGAAGAAUGCUGCAUCAAGCACUGAAUCCUUCUGCUCUCAAAUUAUACAAGCCUGUUCAGGAAGCUGAGGCUAAUCGAUUAUGUGGUGCUCUUCUCACCGAUGUCAGCUCUUACGAAGGCCUCAUCGAUCGAUUUGCGGCCAGCGUUGUAUUUAGCAUUGCAUACGGACACAGGAUUGACUCCAUGGAUUCUAAUAUCAUUCGACAAAGACUGGAAUUUAUGCAAUAUUCCGCAUCCUUAAAUGUUCCAGGCAGAUACCUCACUGAAACAUUUCCAUGUAUGAAAUACAUGCCCAAUAUCUUUGCACCUUGGAAAGCGGAGAUUCAGCGUCGUGGAAAAGAAGAAGCCGCCGUCAAUAUGCGUCUCCUGAACGCAGUGAAAGAGGACAUUCGUAUAGCAAAAACACUCUCCAGUGUCCCGGACUCACUGUCUAAGCUCCUUCUCACUGCACGAGAAGCGGACCCAGCUAGCUUCGGUCAAUUGAGUGAAAGAGACUUUUCUUUCGUACCUGCUUCACUUUUUGGUGCUGGGAGCGACACAACUGCUAGCACCUUAUGUACUGCGAUUCUGAUGCUUGUUACAAAUUCAGAAGUUCAAGAAAUUGCACACAAGGAGCUAGAUCAUAUUGUUGGAUCUGAACGCCUCCCGACAUUUGAUGAUGAGGUCAAUCUGCCAUAUCUCAAAGCUCUCUGUCAAGAAACACUCCGAAUUCGUCCUGUCGCAGUACUUGGAGGCACACCACAUGCAAACUCUGCCGCAGACACUUACAAAGGCUACAACAUACCGGCCGGUACGACUAUCCUUUCCAAUUCAUGGGCGAUAAAUCUCAACCCGAGGUACUAUCCCAAUCCGCAUCGAUUCAACCCUCUGCGAUUCUUAAGUGUCAACCAACAUAAACUCUCUUAUUUGCCAAAGCUGUCUAAUGAGGAUAUUUUUGAACUCUCACCUGAAAAACAGCAUCCGGCAAAGGAGGGCCAUAGCUCUUUUGGAUGGGGACGACGUAUUUGUCCUGGGGCUGGAUUAGCUCAGAACUCGCUGUUCAUUGCCCUGGCACGUCUAUUGUGGGCCUUUCGGUUUACUCCAGUUCAAAAAACGGAUGGCUCGAACAGGAAAUACGAUACAUUUGCGUAUACGCAAGGAUUUAAUAUUCGGCCGCAGCCAUUUGAGUGUGGGAUUCACAUACGUGAUGAAUUGCGCCGUCGGGUUCUGACAGAUGAAUGUCAUAAGGCUGAGGAGGUAAUGAGUCAAUUCCCACCUUUUGAGGAAUAG
This is a messenger RNA of Penicillium malachiteum, 1566 nucleotides long. RefSeq names its product cytochrome P450. The record is from RefSeq and is a predicted model, not a curated record. The transcript has a single exon. The coding region runs from base 1 to 1566 and encodes 521 amino acids. Gene Ontology annotation, molecular function: monooxygenase activity; heme binding; iron ion binding. Lineage: Eukaryota; Fungi; Ascomycota; Eurotiomycetes; Eurotiales; Aspergillaceae.